CGAACGGCGCGAUUCCCACCUGUUUUCCGCGACGCCGGCCGAUCAUGCCCGCCUUUCCCGCAAAGCUCGCUCGCUGUUUGGCGGCAGGCGCACAGUCACUUUGGCACUUCUGACAGCUCAAAAUCCCCAAGUGAAGUGCGCGGUUCUAACAGAACGCUUUUGAAAUCGAAUUUUAAGGGAAACUCAUCUUGUCGCGCGUGAAAAAUGGUGAAAACUGCAGCGGUGGGCAUUGACCUGGGCACCACGUACUCGUGCGUGGGCGUAUGGCAGGGUGGUAAGGUCGAGAUCAUUGCGAACGAUCAGGGGAAUCGAACCACCCCUAGUUAUGUGGCUUUUACUGAUUCGGAGAGAUUGAUAGGGGAUGCUGCCAAAAAUCAGGUAGCUAUGAACCCCAGCAACACCGUAUUUGACGCAAAAAGACUUAUUGGACGCAAAUUCGACGACCCAAAAAUUCAACAAGAUCUAAAACAUUGGCCUUUCAAGGUGAUAAACGAUAACGGCAAACCCAAAAUUCAAGUGGAAUUCAAAAGCGAGAAGAAGAGAUUCGCCCCGGAGGAAAUAAGUUCGAUGGUACUGACCAAAAUGAAGGAAACUGCAAGCGCAUUUUUAGGGAAUGACGUCAGAGAUGCCGUCAUCACCGUCCCUGCUUAUUUCAAUGAUUCGCAAAGACAAGCCACUAAAGAUGCUGGAACAAUAGCCGGUUUGAACGUAAUGCGUAUCAUCAACGAGCCCACGGCCGCUGCCUUAGCCUACGGCUUGGAUAAAAACCUCAAAGGUGAAAAGAAAGUCCUGAUUUUCGACCUUGGAGGGGGCACCUUCGAUGUAUCAAUCCUCGCGAUCGACGAAGGGUCACUUUUUGAGGUCAAGUCCACAGCUGGGGACACACAUCUCGGAGGGGAGGACUUUGAUAACAGAAUGGUCAACCAUUUUGCGGAAGAGUUCAAAAGGAAGUACAAGAAAGAUAUCACGCAGAACGCUAGGGCAUUGAGGAGGUUGAGAACGGCCGCGGAGAGGGCUAAGCGUACGCUGAGUUCCAGCACCGAGGCCUCGCUGGAGAUAGACGCUCUUUACGAAGGCAUAGACUUCUACACGAAAAUCUCUCGCGCCCGUUUUGAAGAACUGAACUCCGAUCUUUUCAAAAGCACCCUGCAACCUGUAGAAAAGGCCCUGAACGACGCAGGCUACUCAAAGUCGCAAAUCGACGAUGUGGUGCUUGUUGGCGGGUCUACGAGGAUCCCGAAGAUUCAGUCACUGUUGAAGAAUUACUUCAACGGGAAGAGUUUGAAUCUCAGCAUCAACCCGGACGAAGCGGUUGCGUAUGGGGCCGCCGUACAGGCAGCUAUACUCAGUGGAGAUACUAGCUCGAAGAUUCAGGAUGUGCUUUUGGUGGACGUGACCCCACUUUCUUUGGGCAUAGAGACAGCUGGUGGUGUCAUGGCCAAAAUAAUAGAAAGGAACGCCAGAAUACCAUGUCACCAAACUCAAACUUUUACUACAUAUUCUGACAACCAGCCUGCUGUUACCAUCCAAGUAUUUGAAGGAGAACGAGCUAUGACAAAGGACAACAAUCUCUUAGGUACCUUCGAUCUGUGUGGUAUCCCUCCAGCACCUAGGGGGAUCCCAAAGAUCGACGUCACAUUCGACUUGGAUGCCAACGGCAUUCUUAACGUUUCGGCUUUGGAAUCCAGCACCGGAAAAUCUAAGAACAUCACCAUCAAAAACGACAAAGGCCGCUUGUCCAAAAAUGACAUUGAAAGAAUGUUAGCGGAAGCAGAACGAUACAAGGAAGAGGACGAAAAACAGAAGGAAAGGGUCGCUAGCAAGAACGCGUUGGAGAGUUACGUUUUCAGUGUGAAGCAGGCCGUGGAAGAUUGCGGAAAUAGAUUGAGUUCUGGCGAUAAACAGAAAGUACAAAGAGAAUGCGAGAACUGCAUCAGAUGGCUGGAAUCAAAUCAGACGGCAGAAAAAGAAGAAUACGAUUAUAGAAUGAAGGAGAUUAAUAGAACGUGUGGACCCAUCAUGACGAAGUUACAUAGAGGCGGAAAUACAGGAGAUAAUGAUGGACCUACCAUCGAAGAAGUUGAUUAAAAAUCAAGCGCGAAAUAUUAUUCUGCCAUCUGUAAAAUCUUAAAGUUUCCAAAGCACAGACCCGUGUUUUAUUUAUUUUGUAAUAUGAAGAUUCUUAGAUCAAAUAACUGAAACAACAUUUAUAACGACAAGAUUAUGUCACGUCAUAUCUCCAAUAUUGCAAGGCGAAUGUUACACGACUAUUGUGGCUCAUCCGUCAAGUUUUGACGUCUACUGAAGCGAACAGCUGAUUAACAAGUGACAUCUUUGUAUUACUCUGUAUCGGUGGCAAUAAUGAAUCGGUAGCAAAACUAGUAAAAUUUGAUUGUAGCGUCUCUUUUGUAUGCAAAUUAAGUUUUUAGAUAAAAGAGUUGUUAGCAAGUACAAAAUGAAUCUGUAGCGUCGAAAAGCCCAAAAUAAUCUACAGCUAUGUCUAUGCUUUUUUAUGUAGUUAAAACAUUAAGGAAUCGUAACCUAUUCUAGACUAACCAGCCACCAAAGUAUCGACAGCCGCAUGAUCUUAAGCCCUAUCCUACUUUUUCCAACUGACGUUUUCCUUCAGCCACAGCAUAAGCGCAGUCGCACAGAAUUCAGAUUCGGAAUAGCCCAAAAAUUAAUCUUUUCUUGGUUAAAAAACAGUAUCUGUGAUUUUGACCGGAAAAUAUCCAAUUCUCCUGGGCUAUUCCGAAUAGGAAUUCUGUACGUGUAUGACCGCACUAUUAACGAAUCAAAAAUUAGUAGAUAUAGCCACGUGUACGAGGGUGGUCUGAAUAGUUUCCGACCACAAAGUGAAGAUGGCAGCACUCGUAAAUAAAAGCUAGUUUUGUUCAUCUGUUGGUAGUUAUUCACCAAUGUUUCAGCCAUUUUGAAUGUGGAUGUGCAGUUGUUAUGUAACAGUCGCUUAAGUGAAGUGAUGUGAGUGUUGAAAAUACAGUCCAAGCAGUGAACUGCAAAGGGGGAACCGGUUCCAAAAAAGCAAAAACUGAUUUUUCGGCUGGGAAAGUGAUUACGACUAUUUUUUGGGAUAGUCAUGGAGUUUUAAUAGAUUGUCUUCAAAAAAGGAAAAAAACAUUACAGGAGCAUACUAAGCAUCAUUACUUGACGAGCUGAAAGCAGAGGUCGUGGAAAAGCACACAUUUGCAGAAAAAGAAAAUCCUGCUUAACCAAACGCACGGUCUCAGACCUCAGCGGUUGCAAUGGCGAAAAUCCACGAAUUACGGUUUGAACUGUUUGACCAGCCACCUUACUCACCUGAUCUAGCCCCACGCGACUUAUUUUUGUUCCCUUAUCUUGCGCUCGGAGGACAGAGAUUUUCGUCAAAUGAAGAGGCAUUCACAUUCGUGAACAAUUAUUUUGCACAGAGAAACGCCGAGUAUUAUUUGGACGGUUUACAGAGAUGGAAGAAGUGUGUAGAGCUACAAAGAGACUAUGUUGAAAAAUAAAAAAAAUAUAUCACAGAAAGUGUCUUGUAUCUUUGUUAGGUCGAAAACGUUUCACAUCACCCUCGUACGUAGUUUGUUGGGUAAGGCACGCCUAUUUUCCUUUUCAUGCACAGUCGGUCUCAGCUGACAAAUGUCUUAUAUUUUAUAUUCAAACGUCAUUUGAUUUGUUUGCCGCUAACCUCAAAAAAUUCUUCUUUGGCAUUCUAGAAGCUUGUUGGUUGUUUUCGUCUUUUUCAUUGCAAUUUCUUUUGAAUCAACAUGGCAAUGUUUGGUGUUAUAGUCUCUGGACGUCUGGUCCAAACCGAAUUUACCCCCAUAAGUGAUAGGCAAUUUGUGACAACCAUACCAGAUGCUGAUAACAUCAAUCACAUUGUGGUGUUUCUAACGGGAGCAGUACCGUUUCCCGAAGGUACAGCUGGGCAAGUUUAUUUUAGUUGGCCAGACCCUAAUGCACCCCCAAACUGGCAACUGCUAGGCUAUAUAUCUAAUCAAAAGCCUUCUGUCAUAUUCAAAGUAUCUAGUCUCAAAAGAUUAGAAGAAAUGGGCGACUACUCAAAUAUGAUGUUCGGACAGAGCCAUAUAGUUCAUAAUGCACAAAUAGGAAUAUCGAUAGAGCCAAUUCAAAAUAUUCAAGAGGGGCCUCAACAAAAUAGUGCUGAACAACAUCUGAAUUUUGCUCAGAAGAUGCUGGAGAAUUUUAUGAAUUAUGUACUUAGCUACUCUGUAACCCAGGCUCAUAUGGUGCCUGAUCCCACUGCUACUUAUGUCCCUUUAUCAACUGUUCAGAAUUGGUAUACAAAUUUUGAAAGGAGACUGCAACAAAACCCAAACUUUUGGAAGUGAGAUUUAGUUCAAUGGCUAGGUUUUAGUUGAAUAUGAACAUCUGAUGCAUUGGCUUAAAGUCAAUAUUUACUUUUGAAGUAAAACUGCUAUUUUAAGCAUUUAUUUUAUAUUUGAGCCAAUUAACCUAUUCUUAGAUUUUACAUACAAUCAUAUUUGUCUAAAAAACUACUGUUAUGUAAUUACAAAUAUUAAGACUUACUACUUCUAUUGUAAUUUAUUAAAUUUCAUUUGAUGUGUGCUUUGUAGAAUUUUGAGUAGUCAUUUAAAGCAUUGAUUAAUAGAUCUUACCUGAUGAUCUCCAACCAAAUACUGUAUCCCUGUGCUUAAAAACAGAUCUGGAAAAAUCUAAGCACCAUCUCUGAGACAGUAGCAGAACACAAAUUUAGAAAUCGGCUUUCAAGAGUGGUUCUGCUACUGACUCAUUGAUGGAGCUAAGAUCUUAAAUUUCUUUUAGACACCUCACUAAUCCUAAAAAGAGCUAGGAUCUUGCAAACCUCUUGUUGGGCGCCAUAUACAGUAGAGGCAAAAGUUGUUUUCCCUUUGGGAUUCUCAUGUCUACAAGAGAGAGAGAAGCAGGGUAGAAAUAGUGCACCAUGAAAAUGCUCAGUGCCCAGCCCCACUUAUAUGGUGCACACUUUCAAACACUCCUCUCUAUUUCUUGCACACAUGGAGAUCCAAAAAGGAGCAUUCAAAGUCAUUUUCCAUGUUAACAGUUAAUUUGAUGUAGCACAUUAUAAAAUUGUGUAAUAUUUAUUUGCUUCACAUCUAUCCAAUUGAUUCCAAUUGGAUCAUUAAUUUAUAUAUUUUUAGAAAUAAAAUGUCUGUGCACAAUUGUUUGUUUAUAGUUUUCCUA
Acanthoscelides obtectus is the source of this 5205-nucleotide messenger RNA. The record is from the annotation of a GenBank genome assembly. Lineage: Eukaryota; Metazoa; Arthropoda; Insecta; Coleoptera; Chrysomelidae.